AUGUGGUAACCUGGCACUGGCCGUGCGUAAUAUGCACGUGGACCUGGAGCGGCUCCAGACGAUCAUGGGGGAGGGGGGCAUAUGUUUUUGUAAACGUAAUAAACAUACUUGUGUAUUAUUUGUAUAUAUUGUGUAUUAUUUAUGUGCAGCAGAUAUGAUUAUAUAAAAUAUUAUUGUUUAAAUAAUUACAUAAUUAAAUAAUUAAACAUACAUAAAUAAUUAAAUCAAAUUCGCUAAAGAAAGAUCUCUUGGCCUUUGAGGGGGGGAUGCUCCCUUCUGGAUCCGUCAGUGACGUUAACAUCAAUAGUUAUGUUUGUGCUCUCAAAGAAGAAUAUUUUCAUAUUCUUCCACAGUCCACUCGCCAAAAUAUCCCCAGAAGAACUAUGUUUUCAUGUUGCUUAGUAUUACAUGCAGAUAUCGUUGUGCAAUAUAUUUUGUUUGUAGUAUACAUAUAAUGGCGGCGCCCAUUUCUUAGCAGUGCUUCCCGGGACGAUGCAGAACAUUCAGUUCGUUACGUGAAAACAAGAAUGACAAAAAGUGAUGUACGCAGCAGCUACGCACUUAAUUUCCCUCAAUUCUCAAACGUAUUAGGUUCCUGUGAAAUCCGAAGCUUCCUUGCAUGAAUGAACGUAACGAUUGCACUCACCAUGUUUUGGGUUCCAGUGAGACGGAUCUGUCACUGGGGACCGCUCACAGCUUUAGGUAUUAUUAAAUGUGUCACAUUUAUGACAGUUCAUUGUAGUAGUAUGUGGUGGCCACCAACUGAUACUAUUGGUGGUUGUCUCAAUUCUGGGAUAUUCUUAGUAUUCAGUCUUCUGACUCUUUACAAUUUUCUCAAUGCAAUAUUCGAGGGUCCUGGAUACUUGCCUCUACAUUGGAGACCGGAAAAAGAAGAAGCAGAAGAAUUCCUACAAUACUGUAACACAUGCGAGGGAUAUAAAGCUCCUCGCUCUCAUCACUGUCGCAAAUGCAAACGAUGUGUAAUGAAAAUGGAUCAUCACUGUCCAUGGAUCAACAAUUGUGUGGGUCACCUAAAUCACACACAUUUCACUCUCUUCCUCUUUUUUGCUGUUUGUGGCUGCCUGCAAGCAAGUGUGGUUCUCUCAUGCUCUCUGUAUCGUGCCAUUAAUCGUGUGUGGUAUCUGUAUUAUGGAACUGGCCAUGAGCCUAUUGUCUACCUCAGUAUGUCCACACUUGCCUUUUGUGUAUUCUGUUUGGGACUUUCCAUUGGAGUGGUGCUGGCAGUUGGCAUGUUACUUUACUUCCAGAUGAGAGCUAUUUUAAGAAACCAGACUGGUAUAGAAGACUGGAUUGUUGAGAAAGCAAAACAUCGUCGUCUAGGCUCUGACUCAGUUUUCAUUUAUCCUUACAAUCUUGGAUGGAAAAAGAAUUUUAUUCAGGUUAUCAACCUCUCUUGUACUCCUGCUGGUGAUGGUAUUGAGUGGCCAGUUCGUGCAGGUUGCGAUCAAUACAGCCUUACAAGGGAACAGCAGGAACAAAAAGCAGAAAAACGAGUUCGAGCUCGACCAUAUCAAGCCAUAUCAGAUUACUCAGGAUCAUGGGUCCCCAUUACCCAGGGUUGGAGAGUGUUGUGUCAUCCUCCAUUUACUGAUGAACCACGCAUUCGUCUUCAUCGUGGUGAUAAUGUAAUGGUUACACGAUGGAGGAGAUACUGGUUGUUUGGAGAAAGAUUGCUUAAUGAUGAAACAGCUCCUCGGCAGAGGGGUUGGUUUCCUCGCCGCUGUGUUGUAGAAGUAGAUGGAGGAUCUGGUGAACCAGUCCCUGAUCGUAAACGCAAAUGAUGCUUUGCUCAAAGGACAGAGAAGGGGCAGUGUGUAGAAACUUGGAUUUAGCCACACUAAUGCACAGGAUACAAUCAAUGGACAUUGCCACUGCCCUGUUCAGCAAAGCUGACUCUGCCGAAUUAUCCCACCAGAAGAAUCAUUUCCAGCUAUGCACAAAUGUUUCCCCUACUACUUAAUUAGUGUCUAUGAAGACAAUUUACAUUAUUGCAAAAAGUGACGUACUCCUAAUACAGUCUUCUGAAAGUGUUUUAACAUUUACAGUGUACUUGCUCUUAGUAAUGUAGGAUGUGUUUGAGCUAGUACAUUCCAGUGUAUCAAUAUUGUGGUUAUAGAUUGCAAUGAGCCCUUGAAUUGUGCUCUUGUAGUUGACCAAUUUAUCAUGUUCACAACAAUUGUGAUCCUAGUCUCUUUUUGACACCAGAAUUGAUCCCAGUGCUGUAGUGCCUACACGAGCCAUAAUUUUACAUAGAGCUCAUAUUGAUUUAACUACGUUAAUCAAUAGUACAGUGGCUGGGUACUUAAAUAUAUUUUUAUAUAGGCUCUCUUAAAUAACGAGAGACUUGCAACUAGUCAACUGUGUUCUUUUGCUGUGUAUAUUUUUGCUUCCACUUGUUUAUCGUCGUCUUUGGCACAAGGUACAUAAAUAUUUAAACAUGUUUCUUUUAAUAAACGUCUAUAAUUUAUUUUCCUGCACUCAUAACCAUUAAAACAACUCCAAAUAUUUAACUUUGACCAUGAGCAAAUUUCAGAAUUCUUCAGUUUAAAAAUCUCUUAAAAUUAUUUAUUGAUGGUAGAAAAAUAUUUAGACACAAUUAAAGCUUUUAUAGUGAGAAAGAUAAUAUUCCACUCAUUAAAUUUCAGUCUAUAGCUUGUAAGAAUUUGGACAAUAGAAACCAAUUUAGAAACACAUUAUCUGUGCUAAAUUAUCAUCAUUUCUUUACCACUUCUGUAAUAAGAAUAAUGUUUGGUGCUGUUUUGUUUACAACGAGACCUUAUAUAAUUUUGUUGCUUGUAUAUACUUGGGUUUAUUCUGCUUCUACAAUUGGAAAUGGUUUGAAAGCAAAACCUCAGGAUAGGUUUAGUGACCAAUGAGGAAAUGAUUUAAAAUUGUUUCUUCAAAUAAUUUCAUACUUUUGUUUGUAUUUUUAAGAUACUUUUAUCUUGUAUUUGUAUUUUUUGUUCUAAUAUGUGAAUAAAUGUUAAUUAUUUUAUUAGUAUACACAUUAUAUUAAAAUAAGUUAUUUUACAA
Messenger RNA from Gryllus bimaculatus (two-spotted cricket), 3054 nucleotides. NCBI's taxonomy places the organism in Eukaryota, Metazoa, Arthropoda, Insecta, Orthoptera, Gryllidae. The record is from the annotation of a GenBank genome assembly.